This is a messenger RNA of Salvelinus sp. IW2-2015, 2747 nucleotides long. Lineage: Eukaryota; Metazoa; Chordata; Actinopteri; Salmoniformes; Salmonidae. The record is from RefSeq and is a predicted model, not a curated record.
CACGUGAUUGUCAGAGUCGGUGUAUUCAAUCUUAGUCUUGGAUUGAUGCUUUGCCUGUUUUGAUGGCUCGUCGGAGUCCAUAGUGAGACUUCUUAUAAACGUCUGAAUUAGUGUCCGGCUCUUUGAAAGGAUCAGCUCUAGCGUUUAGCUCAGUGCGGUUGUUGCCUGUAAUUCAUUGGUUUCUGGUUGAGGUUCCACACUAGACCUUUACCCAGGCUGUAGCCACCUCAUCAUAUGGUACGGACCUAACCAGAGAGACAGAACGAGAGAGGGAGAAGAGGAGGGAGAUAAUAGGUCCUUUUCCUAUUUWUGCCUGCCUAUUGACUAGCUACGUUUGUAAAUCCUCUGGGCUGUUGUGUCGAAGAGGCCUGAUCUCAGCUGAACUUGUUCCCCAAACUGCACUCCCCUCAGUGGGGUUGGUUGUGACCCAGCUCCAGGGUACAUCCCACCUCACGGCAGGCUUUCCUUUCCUGAGCAGCAGCAGCUGUGUCCUGCCUGCGUCCUGCCUCUAUUUCCUGUCCUUGACAGCAGCACCAUGACCUCUAUGUCCAGCCUGUUCUCCUUCACCAGUCCAGCUGUGAAGCGUCUGCUGGGGUGGAAGCAGGGGGACGAGGAGGAGAAAUGGGCUGAGAAGGCUGUUGACGCCCUGGUCAAGAAACUGAAGAAGAAGAAGGGAGCCAUGGAGGACCUGGAGAAAGCCCUCAGCAGCCCAGGGCAACCCAGUAAGUGUGUGACCAUCCCUCGGUCUCUGGACGGUCGUCUCCAGGUAUCCCAUCGUAAAGGUCUCCCCCACGUUAUCUACUGCAGAGUGUGGAGGUGGCCCGACCUACAGUCUCACCACGAGCUCAAYCCUCUGGAGGUGUGUGACUACCCCUUCGGCUCCAAGCAGAAGGAGGUCUGCAUUAACCCCUACCACUACAAGAGAGUCGAGAGCCCAGUGCUGCCUCCGGUGUUGGUGCCUCGCCACAGUGAGUUCAACCCCCAACACAGCCUCCUGGUCCAGUUCAGGAACAUGACUCACAACGAGCCCCACAUGCCCCUGAACGCCACCUUCCCAGAGUCCUUCCAGCAGCACAGCGGGGGCAGCGUCACCUCCUUCCCGAUCUCCCCCAACUCCCCUUACCCUCCCUCCCCAGCCUCCAGCGGAGGGGUGGGCACCUACCCCAACUCUCCUGCCAGCUCCGGGCCCUCCAGCCCCUUCCAGCUUCCAGGUAGAUCUGAUACCCCACCCCCGGCUUACAUGCCCCCCGACGAGCAGAUGGGACAGGAGGGGUCCAUGGAGACSAGCAGCAGCGUGCCCAGGAACAUGCCUAGUGGGGAUGUGCAGCCAGUGGAGUAUGAGGAACCGAGCCACUGGUGCAGUAUUGUGUACUAUGAGUUGAACAACAGAGUGGGUGAGGCCUACCAUGCCUCUUCUACCAGUGUUCUGGUGGACGGCUUCACCGACCCCUCCAACAACAAGAACCGCUUCUGCCUGGGGUUGCUCUCCAACGUCAACCGCAACUCGACCAUAGAGAACACACGCCGCCACAUUGGCAAAGGCGUCCACCUGUACUAUGUAGGAGGUGAGGUGUAUGCAGAGUGUCUGAGUGACACCAGUAUCUUCGUUCAGAGCCGAAACUGUAACUACCACCAUGGUUUCCACCCCACCACGGUGUGUAAGAUCCCUAGUGGCUGCAGUCUGAAGAUCUUUAACAACCAGGAAUUUGCUCAGCUACUGGCCCAGUCUGUGAACCAUGGCUUUGAGGCUGUCUACGAACUGACCAAGAUGUGCACCAUCCGCAUGAGCUUUGUAAAGGGCUGGGGAGCUGAGUAUCACAGACAAGAUGUCACCAGCACCCCCUGUUGGAUAGAAGUGCACCUUCACGGCCCUCUGCAGUGGCUGGAUAAAGUGCUGACACAGAUGGGCUCUCCUCUCAACCCCAUCUCUUCAGUGUCUUAAUGGUGCCCCCCAUACCAGACUCUCGACCCCAUCUCUUCAGUGUCUUAAUGGUGCCCCCCCCCCCCCAAGACUAGACCAGCCAGGCUGGGAGGUUCUUUUACACAUUUUUAAAAAAACAUUUAUUUUUAUGUUUUAAUGAGUGAAAGGAGAUGUUAAAAGGCUGAACUGUUUACAGUAUCUGGCUGCAGAAGGGAUGUUGAACCCAGAGCAGCAGAAUUAAAGAAAGAAAAAUGGAGGCUACAAGCAGAAGAUAAAAGUAAAACCUACAGAAGAAUAUUCAGAGUAGCGGCACAAAAUAAUGGACAAAGUACUGCUCUGAGUCAUCCACUACCAACCAUGUGCUUAUUCUAUUGAGAGUAGUAGGACUGGAAAGCAUUUACCUUACUUUAUAUUUUUAAUAUUUUUUUUAAGGAUUUUUGCAUAAAAUGUUUUAAUGAUUUUCUUUUGGUAUUUUUUCGGUAAGAAAAUAAUGAAAUGUAUAUCACUACUACUACAAAUUUACCACAGUCAAACUACUUGUAAUUUUACUUUGCAACCUUUUUUUUUUCUUUGCCAUGUUUUCUAAUGCCAGGUAUUUUACAUCUUAAGGUAUAGAUAUCAUUAUGUUUACUAUUAGACUCAGAUCUCAUGUUUCCAUUUUAUAGUUUCUAUCACUAGAAAAACUUGAGUUACUGCCAUUUUUAAAUAAAGUAUGUCUAACUGAUAACUAUGAUAUGAGUUCAUUACUGAAUGUUUUGAACAGGUGACAAAGCUAGAAACAUCACACUUCUCAGAGGAGAACUCAUCAAUAAAGUUGUCAAUGAUG